Messenger RNA from Plectropomus leopardus (leopard coralgrouper), 747 nucleotides. Lineage: Eukaryota; Metazoa; Chordata; Actinopteri; Perciformes; Serranidae. The record is from RefSeq and is a predicted model, not a curated record.
GUGUGUGGUGGCGGCGGUGUCAGACAGGUGCGGCGCUCUCCACUGUCUCUAUCAGAGUACCUGCAGCUCAGUCUGGAAGAGGCCUUCUUCUUGGUCUACAGUCUGGGCUGUCUGUCUGUCUACCUGCACCAGGAGCCGCUGUCAGUCGUUCAGCUGUGGAGGAAGUUCCGGUCGUGGCAGCCGGACUUCGUCAGCUCGUUCUCAGCCUAUCAGCACCUCCGAAGCAGGGGGUGGGUCCCAAAGGAAGGGGGCGGGGCCAAAUACGGCGUCGACUUCAUGUUGUACAGGAAAGGACCGCCCUUCUACCACGCCAGUUACUCCGUCGUUGUUGAGCAGGUUGAUGAUGUGUACAGGGGCGCGGCGUUGCGUCCGUUUUCGUGGCGUUCUCUGGCAGCUCUCAGUAGGAUCACCUCCAACGUCUCCAAGGAGCUGAUGUUUUGUUACAUCGUCUAUCCACCCGACCUAUCAGACGCAGAGCUGGACUCACCUGUCUGUCUGAGCAGACUGAAGGUUCAGGAAGUGAUCGUCAGUAGAUGGGUCUCCUCCAGAGAGCGAGCAGAGCCGGACGACAUCUGACUGAUGUCACUGAGGGACUCACUGAUGAUUCACUAGAGUCAGAAAGAAGACAACAGAAAGAUGAAGUGAUCGAUUAUUCAUUUAUUCAUUCAUCUGUUCAUUCAUUUAUUCAUUCAUUCAUCCUUUCUGUCAAUCUGAAGUCGUAGUUCAGAGUAAAGAAGGAAAACUGAA